This is a messenger RNA of Vitis vinifera (wine grape), 1087 nucleotides long. RefSeq names its product cysteine-rich repeat secretory protein 38-like. The transcript has 2 exons. The coding region runs from base 188 to 1087 and encodes 299 amino acids. The record is from RefSeq and is a predicted model, not a curated record. Lineage: Eukaryota; Viridiplantae; Streptophyta; Magnoliopsida; Vitales; Vitaceae.
UUAUACUCUUGAAAGAUGAUGAAAAGAUCAGUAUUUGGGGCGUUCUUCUGAUCGGAAAUUUCUAUGCUUGUGGUAGAGCGUCUCUGAGGAAAGAGAGAAUUCAACUCUUGCACCAGACGGCUAAAGAAGAAGGGCUCUAAUUCUCUUAUACACAGUUUUCUUUUCAUCAAACUUGCAAUUUUCCUUGAUGGGUUUCGAUUUGUUUAGCACCAGAGUCUUUCUAUUGUUCUUGAUCUCAAUCUUUAGCCUUUUCGUCUUCGCCAAUGGGCAAUCAUCCCUCUACUACAUUUGUGGAACUGAGACACCCGAUGGGGAUUACGAAACUGAUCUCACUUCCCUCUUGGAUUCUCUAUCUUCUAAAGCUUCCACCUACACCUUCUACAAUGAUACCUUGAACCAAAUCUACAGCCUCUAUCUAUGCAGAGGCGAUGUUAACGCUACUACCUGCCAGAGUUGUGUGAAAACUGCAGGCCAAGAAAUCCAGGAGCAGUGCCAGUAUCAUAAAACAGCUAUCAUAUGGUAUGAUCAAUGCAUGUUACGUUACUCUAAUGAAGACUUCAUUGGAACUAUGAACACUUCUCCAGGCUUCUUAAUGUGGAAUGUGAACAACAGAACUGACCCCGAUGACAAGGAUGUGGGCGCUCUAUCUUUGAUGUAUAAGCUGGUGUCAGAAGCUCCAGAUUCGGAAGACAUGGUUUCCAUAAAAAACGAGACGUCCGUAAAUAACGCGUCUCUGAUGUUAUAUGGUCUAGCGCAGUGUACAAGAGAUAUCAGCGAUGCUUCAUGCAGUAGCUGUUUAGUGAAGCUGUCUUCGGAGAUUGACAAGUGUUGCCAAGAGAAGGUAGGAUGGCGUGUUCUGGGUCCAAAUUGCAAUAUAAGGUAUGAACGGUACCUCUUCUAUGAUGAAGUCUCUGCCGAUCCACCCGCACCUGCGCCUGCUCCCGAUAACCCAGGAGGGGGAGGAAACAACACCAUAAAGAUCGUGAUCAUCACCGUAUCAGCAAUAACAGGAGCUGCAGUUGUCUUGGGUUUCUUCCUUUGUUUUUCAAUCUUUAGCGGGAAGAGCAGAGGAGGUAUAUAUGAUUGA